GUCCCCUCCUCUCCGUUUUCCCCGCCCUCCUCCCCCCCGUUCGACCUCGAAAUGACCACCGUACCCUUCUCCGACGAUGGCAUCGGCAUUGCCAACCUGCCCAACCAGAGGCACAAGAUUGUCGCCAAGCGGGGGGCGCACUUCACGGUCAUGGUCGUUGGCGAGUCGGGUCUCGGAAAGACUACGCUCAUCAACACGCUCUUCUCGACCGAGCUUUCGCCGUCGAAGAACUACACUAAGCGGCACCAGAAGCAGCUCGACAAGCUGACUGAGGUCGAGAUCAUCAAGGCCGAGCUUGAGGAGAAGCAGUUCAAGACGAAGCUCACCGUGAUCGACACGCCCGGGUUCGGCGACUACGUCAACAACCGCGACUCGUGGACGCCGAUCGUCGACUUCAUUGACGACCAGCAUGAAGCGUACAUGCGUCAGGAGCAGCAGCCGCAGCGCCAGGAGAAGAUUGACCUCCGCGUGCACGCGUGCUUGUACUUCAUCCGCCCGACGGGACACACUCUCAAGCCCCUGGACAUUGAGAUCAUGAAGCGCCUGGGUACCCGCGUCAACCUGAUCCCUGUCAUCGCCAAGGCAGACACCCUGACGCAGAACGAUCUGUUCACCUUCAAGCAGCGCAUCCGCCAAGUUAUCCAAGCGCAGGGCAUCCGCAUUUACCAGCCGCCCAUUGAGGCCGAUGAUGAGGUUAGCGCCGACCACGCGCGCGUCCUUCUCGAGGCCAUGCCGUUCUCCAUCAUUGGUUCGACCGAGGACGUCACAACGUUGGACGGCCGCGUCGUGAAAGGUCGCGAAUACCUGUGGGGUGUUGCCGAGGUUGAGAACGAGAACCACUGCGACUUCCGGAAGCUGCGGUCGCUGCUCAUCCGCACGUACAUGCUCGACCUCAUCUCGACGACGGAGGACUUGCACUACGAGAACUACCGGCAGGCGCAGAUGGAGACGCGCAAGUUCGGCGAGCAGAAGCCGCGCAAGUUCGAGAACCCCAAGUUCAAGGAGGAGGAGGAGGCGCUCCGGAAGCGGUUCACCGAGCAGGUCAAGGCGGAGGAGGCGCGGUUCCGCCAGUGGGAACAGCACCUUAUCGCCGAGCGCGACCGGCUCAACAAGGACCUCGAGCUCGCGCACAGCGCGAUCAAGGCGCUCGAGGCGGAGCUCGACAACCUGCAGGUUGGCUACGGGCGCGGCACUGGCAGGCGGUGAGGCGUCGGCCCCCUAGCGCCGCGUGCUUUGGGCGCGGUGCCGCUGCCAAAAGAGUUUUCGUAUGAUACCCCGACUCGCGUCCACUCGUUAUACAAUAUCUGCUUGUUGUCCCUCCUCCUCUCGCCCUCCGCUCCCGGUGGGGGCGUUCGUGUUCUGCGUACCUACUACUAUUGGAUUGUCGUCGCUCCUUUGUGCCUACUUGCCGUAUAUCCCCGUACCCGAUGGAUGAUAUAUUAAUGUUCUUCAGUACGCACCUAUCAUGCUCGGUCCUCGUCGCCCGGCAACCGUUCCCCUUUUGAACCUCUAACGUCG
Trametes versicolor FP-101664 SS1 is the source of this 1518-nucleotide messenger RNA. Its product is annotated as septin. The transcript is spliced from 7 exons. Gene Ontology annotation, molecular function: GTP binding; GTPase activity; molecular adaptor activity. NCBI's taxonomy places the organism in Eukaryota, Fungi, Basidiomycota, Agaricomycetes, Polyporales, Polyporaceae. Gene Ontology annotation, biological process: cytoskeleton-dependent cytokinesis. Bases 52 to 1206 code for a protein of 384 amino acids. Gene Ontology annotation, cellular component: septin ring; cell division site; septin complex. The record is from RefSeq and is a predicted model, not a curated record.